Messenger RNA from Penicillium nucicola, 1251 nucleotides. RefSeq names its product putative para-hydroxybenzoate-polyprenyltransferase Coq2. The transcript has a single exon. The coding region runs from base 1 to 1251 and encodes 416 amino acids. Gene Ontology annotation, molecular function: 4-hydroxybenzoate polyprenyltransferase activity. Gene Ontology annotation, cellular component: mitochondrial inner membrane. The record is from RefSeq and is a predicted model, not a curated record. Gene Ontology annotation, biological process: ubiquinone biosynthetic process. Lineage: Eukaryota; Fungi; Ascomycota; Eurotiomycetes; Eurotiales; Aspergillaceae.
AUGCUUUCCACCGGCUCUCGCUCCCUCCGUCGGCUAUCCCCAUAUACCACGAAUGCUGCCUUCACUCGCCGGACCAUCGGUCGCCUCUCACCUCUUGCUCACAAUGCCUGUAUAUCUACGCAAUUGAAAUCUCUCCAUAGCCUUGGUGUAUUGCCUACGGUGGCUUUGCAAACAACCCAAGUCAAAGUUCGGCACAGCUCGCAAUUACAAUCACCCACGGCGCACCCAGUUCAGUCGGAAAGUGCAGAAAAGAAUCCCGCCACUCACUAUGUUCCGCCAAAGACUGGCUUGAUCGCGUCCUUGCCAAGUUCAUGGAUUCCUUAUGCAGAAUUGGUACGACUGGACAAGCCCACGGGCACAUAUUACCUGUUCUUCCCAACACUCUUUUCCACUCUCCUCGCGGCACCAAUGGCUGUUGGCGCAACACCACUUCAGGUCCUUGGAACCGUGGGACUUUUCUUCUCUGGCGCGCUUAUCAUGCGAGGUGCAGGCUGCGCCAUCAAUGAUCUCUGGGACCGAAACCUGGACCCCCACGUUGAACGCACCAAAUUCCGACCUAUUGCCAGAGGCGCGCUUGCGCCGAAAAAUGCAGUGCUCUUUACUGGGUCACAACUGCUGGCUGGGCUGGGUGUGCUUCUUUCGUUCCCCUCCCAGUGUCUCUGGUAUGGAAUUCCUAGUCUGCCCAUCGUGGUGGCUUAUCCUCUGGCCAAGCGUGUGACCAACUAUCCACAGGCGGUCCUGGGUCUUGCCUUUUCCUGGGGAGCAAUUAUGGGAUUUCCGGCAUUGGGUGUAGACCUGCUUUCUAACUACGACGCUUUGAUGGCUGCAGGUGCCCUGUACUCCAGCUGCAUUGCGUGGACGGUUCUGUACGAUAUGAUUUAUGCCCACAUGGAUAUCAAAGAUGAUGUUGCUGCUGGGAUCAAGUCAAUUGCUCUCCGUCAUGAACACAAUACCAAAGCUGUCCUAAGUGGUCUUGGAGCCGUUCAGGUUUCACUCCUUGCGGCCGCUGGAGUUGCCGCUGGUUGUGGACCUGUCUUUUUCGUGGGAAGCUGCGGCAGUGCUGCUGUAUCACUUGGCCUUAUGAUUUGGAAAGUUCAGUUGAAAAAUGUUCGGAACUGCUGGUGGUGGUUCAAGAAUGGAUGCUUAUUGACCGGUGGAGGAAUCUCCUUGGGCUUACUGGGCGAAUAUACCGCACAGUACCUUGAUUUGUAUAACAACCCAGCGCCCUCGAGCGCUGAGAUGAUACAGUAA